Messenger RNA from Neoarthrinium moseri, 507 nucleotides. RefSeq lists its product as uncharacterized. Gene Ontology annotation, molecular function: O-methyltransferase activity. NCBI's taxonomy places the organism in Eukaryota, Fungi, Ascomycota, Sordariomycetes, Amphisphaeriales, Apiosporaceae. The transcript has 3 exons. The record is from RefSeq and is a predicted model, not a curated record. Bases 1 to 507 code for a protein of 168 amino acids.
AUGGACAAGUAUCCCAAAUCUGAAGAACCCACGGAAACGGUUGGUGGCUCCGAGGGUCAGGCGUGCGCUGCCCUCGCGCACGAGUUUUCAAACCUGGAAUCCAUCGUACAGGAUUUCCAACCAGUUGUAAACCAAAGAAAGAGUCGUGUGCCAGCCGAUGUCGCCGGCCGCAUAAUGUUCAUGGCUCAUGACUUCCUCACCGAGCAACCAGUCCGCAAUGCUGACGUCUAUCUCCUGCGCCAGAUCCUACACAACUGGUCAGACAAGUAUUACAUUCGUAUCCUACGACACCUUGUUACCGCGCUUAAGACCGCGGCGAAGAUUGUGGUGAAUGAUAAUGUGAGCACCGAUCUUACUAUGAAGGUCUUACAGAACCCCCACGAGCGUGGACUAGACGACUGGAAGAACCUCUUCAAGACGGCUGACCCCAGGUUCAGCUUCCAGGAAGCGAAGCAACCAGCAGGGUCCACAUUGUGGAUUAUGACCGUGCAGUGGGAAGGGCAGUAG